Pomacea canaliculata is the source of this 735-nucleotide messenger RNA. RefSeq names its product cytochrome P450 302a1, mitochondrial-like. The transcript has 4 exons. The coding region runs from base 79 to 681 and encodes 200 amino acids. Lineage: Eukaryota; Metazoa; Mollusca; Gastropoda; Architaenioglossa; Ampullariidae. Gene Ontology annotation, molecular function: oxidoreductase activity, acting on paired donors, with incorporation or reduction of molecular oxygen; monooxygenase activity; heme binding. The record is from RefSeq and is a predicted model, not a curated record.
CAGCUAAGGAAACAGGCUCAUUCUUCGAUGUACCAUUGCUGCUAGAACAACGACCAUCAGCUAUCACAACUCACAGACAUGGCGAAAGUACGAGAAGUUCUUCGCUUUCUUCAAAAGAAAAUGGGCCAGCAAUGUCACAUGUCCAGUAUCUCCCUCCAAUCUGAAGUAACCCCCUCCAGUCACGUGAUUUACAACAAUUCGAUAAAGACACAAGAAGAAACAACGAAUAUUUCAUACCCAGCAUCUUUACAAAUGUCUGAUAUUCCUGGACCAAGGAGUUUCCCAGGUAUCGGGGCGAUGUGGCAGUACUUACCUGGCGGGAGGUUUUACGGGAUGGAUCUGAACGACGCAAUACGCAGACUGCACACCCUGUAUGGGGAUGUAGUGCGCGAGGAAAUAGUGCCAGGACUCACGGUCCUCAGGUUGUUCAACCCGCACGACUUCGCGGAUGCUUACAAGGCGGAAGGAGAAAGUCCACAUCGGGUACUGUUCGGUUUGCUUAAUCGCUACAACGAGGUGAACAACGAAGGGGUCCAGGGUCUCCUCACGAGUCAAGGCAAGGAGUGGAAACAUCUACGACGGGAGGUGCAACAGGCUUUAUUGCCUCCGAAGGCUGUGAGCAGUUACUGUGAACAACAAGUGAACGUUUCCAACGACUUUGUUGACCACAUUUCCCGCUGACUGAGCAGAAAGCCAUCCUUGACGAUUUUUUACCUGAAAUCUACAAAUUCGCGA